CGCCCCCUUAAAGGGGCCGAGUCCCGCCGGCCCCCUCCCCACGCCGCGGGGCGCUGCGGGGGGGGUCCCACCCGCCGGCGGGGCGGGCGUGCAAGGACGGGCGUGCAAGGACGGCCAUGCAGCAGGUCCUGGACAACCUGAUGGGGCUCCCGGGGACCCCGGGGGUGGCCGACCUCGACCUCAUCUUCCUCCGCGGCAUCAUGGAGAGCCCCAUCGUCCGCUCCCUGGCCAAGGCCCACGAGCGGCUGGAGGAGCGGAAGCUGGAGGCGGUGCGCGGGGACAACCUGGCGCUGGUGCAGGAGAUCCUGCGGGACAUCGGCCGCCUGGCGCGGGCGGACGCGCAGGGAGCGGCGGCGGAGCUGGCCCGGAUCCUGCGGGAGCCGCACUUCCAGUCGCUGCUGGAGACCCACGACUCGGUGGCCGCCAAGAGCUACGAGCCUCCCCCGAGCAGCCCCGGCCCCGAGCCCGCGCUGGGGGCGCAGCCCGUGCCCCCCGACGCCGUGCGCAUGGUGGGCAUCCGCAAGGCAGCCGGGGAGAACCUGGGGGUGACGUUCCGCGUGGAGCGGGGGGAGCUGGUGAUCGCCCGCAUCCUGCACGGGGGGAUGGUGGCGCAGCAGGGGCUGCUGCACGUGGGGGACGUGAUCCGCGAGGUGAACGGCCGCGAGGUGGGCAGCGACCCACGCGCGCUGCAGGACAGCCUGCGCCACGCCAGCGGCAGCGUCGUGCUCAAGAUCCUGCCCAGCUACCAGGAGCCGCACCCGCCCCGCCAGGUGUUUGUCAAGUGUCACUUCGACUACGACCCGGCCACCGACAGCCUGAUCCCCUGCAAGGAGGCCGGGCUCAGGUUCAUGGCCGGGGACCUGCUGCAGAUCGUCAACCAGGAUGACCCCAACUGGUGGCAGGCGUGCCACGUGGAGGGCGGCAGCGCGGGGCUGGUGCCCAGCCAGCUGCUGGAGGAGAAGCGCAAGGCUUUCGUCAGGCGGGACGGGGAGGUGGCCCCCGCGUCCGGGGCCCUGUGCGGCAGCCUCAGCGGGAAGAGGAAGAAGAGGAUGAUGUACCUGACGACGAAGAACGCCGAGUUCGACCGGCACGAGCUGCUGAUCUACGAGGAGGUGGCGCGGAUGCCGCCGUUCCGCCGGAAAACGCUGGUGCUGAUCGGGGCUCAGGGCGUGGGGCGCCGCAGCCUCAAGAACAAACUGAUCAUGUCCGACCAGGCGCGCUACGGCACCACCAUCCCCUACACGUCGCGGAAGCCGAAGGAGAGCGAGCGGGACGGGCAGAGCUACCGCUUCGUGUCGCGGGGCGAGAUGGAGGCGGACAUCAGGGCGGGCCGGUACCUGGAGCACGGCGAGUACGAGGGGAACCUCUACGGCACCAGGAUCGACUCCAUCCGCGCCGUGGUGGCCGCGGGCAAGAUGUGCAUCCUGGACGUGAACCCGCAGGCCGUGAAGGUGCUGCGGACCGCCGAGUUCGUGCCCUUCGUGGUGUUCAUCGAGGCCCCCGCGCCCGAGCGGCUGCGGGCCAUGAACCGCGCGGCCCUGGAGAGCGGCGUGGCCACCAAGCAGCUCACGGAGGCGGACGCCCAGCGCACGGUGGAGGAGAGCAGCCGCAUCCAGCGCGGCUACGGCCACUACUUCGACCUGAGCCUGACCAACGACGACCUGGAGCGCACCUUUGGGCGGCUGCGGGAGGCCAUGGAGCACCUCCGGGUGCAGCCCCAGUGGGUCCCGGUCACCUGGGUCUAUUAGGGACCCCCGAACCCCCCCUCUACCCCCCGACCCACCCAGGGGGGCUGAGAGGGGGCGAGGGGGGCUGUCUCACCCAGGCCAAGCCCGACCCCUCUGCCCCUCCCCGCCCCAAAUCUGGGGAGGGGUCCCGUGGGGGGCAGCGUCCCCCCAGAGCUCAGUCACUGCCAGAACUUGGGGAACCCCCUCGGAUUGGGGAUGGGGGUGCGGGGUUUGGGGGGGGGUCCCCUCGCUGUCCCCCAGGCCACAACCCCCCCUCGGGGGACCCCCUUCUCCCCUUAGCAGGGUGGGGGUCCCUCGCUGUCCCUUGUGUCCCCUGUCGCCCCUCCCCAGGUAGCAAUAACCCCCUCCCCGCGCCCUGUAAUUAACCCUAAUUAACCCUUAACCGCCCCUGUAAUUAACCCUGUCAUUAACCCACGGGGGUCAGUGCCCGGGGACGCGCUGGGGGGGUCUGGGGUGGUGACACGGCUGUCCCCAAGGGACGGGCACACGGGGGGUGCGGGCUGCGCCCCCGUGCCCCCCCCGCCCCCCAUCCCCGCCCCCUUUGCCCCUUUUUGGUACUUUGCUGUCAAUUUUAUUAAAGGAGAGAAAAAGGCG
Messenger RNA from Taeniopygia guttata (zebra finch), 2342 nucleotides. RefSeq names its product MAGUK p55 scaffold protein 2 (gene MPP2). Gene Ontology annotation, molecular function: protein binding. NCBI's taxonomy places the organism in Eukaryota, Metazoa, Chordata, Aves, Passeriformes, Estrildidae. The record is from RefSeq and is a predicted model, not a curated record.